Messenger RNA from Pantherophis guttatus, 5509 nucleotides. NCBI's taxonomy places the organism in Eukaryota, Metazoa, Chordata, Lepidosauria, Squamata, Colubridae. The record is from RefSeq and is a predicted model, not a curated record.
CAAGAAGAUGUGUUUUGAAAAUAUUGGCGGCCUCCCAGACCUCAAUUCCCAUUACAGUGCCAAAAAAAAUUCACAGGACAAACUGCGUGUAGAAUAAAAUUCAGCACCUGCUGUUCAAUAUUUUAAAUAUCUGGUUAUAAGUAGUUCACGUUUUACUAUAAUAUUGUAAGAAUCCUAGAAAAGGAUUGAUUCUGGCUUCAUAAAGAAAAUAUUUGUUCUUCUUUUUUACGUUUAAAAAAAUAAAAUCAGAGGACUAAUAUUAUUUGCCCUUUAGUUAAAGGAAAAUAAAUUGCAGGAGUGAGACAUUCGCAAUAUUGUAAUUUUCUUGUAAUAUUAAUUUAUUAAUAUAGAAUUGAAAUAUGUCAUUUUUCAAACAUUUGCAACAAAAUCUGAGUCUUCCUUCUGUGUCUUCUCUGGUUGACACAUUAAGUAAUGCUGUAGAUGAUCUUACUAGUGCAGUUGGUGAUGUCAGCUACACAGUAGCUGACUCCGUUACAGAGCAGGUAACAAACAUGUUCAGCAAUUUUCGGACAGAAAGCACAACUACAGUGCAAGAAGAUAAACCUCUAUUAGACAAAGAUAAAAAAGUAACAUCACUAAAUAACAUUAAAGAAAAUUUUGUGAGAGAAGAAUGUGUACCAGAAGAAAAACACAGGCAAAGUGCUUCUUCAAAAAAAUGUACAAAUGAUGGUAGGGAGUUUUGUCCUAAUAAAGGCAAAGUAGAUUCUCAGCAAAAUGUUCCUGAACCAAAGAAUGUUUUUAAAGAGACAAAAAUAUGUGAGACACAUGUAAAACAUGCUCAGUGCAAAAUUAAUUACUUAGAAAAACAUAUAUCAAAAAAUAAUAGAGAGAAUUAUAGUACUUAUAAGCCAGAAGAAUUUCUUAAUCAAGAACCAGAUAGACAGUCACAUACUGUAUCAAAUCAAACUAAUAAAAGCUUGUCUGAAAAAAUAAAACAAAAACCAACAGAACUUAACUUGAAAAACACUAAAGAAGUACACAGUAUUUCAUUCAGGAGUUUGAAAAAAACUGAGGAAGAAACACUGGAACUGCCAGACUCAAGAUCUGAAAAACUAAACCGUUUUCAUCAAGUAAAAGGAAAGAAAUACAAGACACUUGUGACAAAGCAAGAAGAAAAUGUAACAUCUGAUCUUUUAAAGAAAAGCGAAAAGGAAAAGACUAAGUACUCAGAAAGUUUUUUAAAAGAAGUGAGUAGUAAGAAGACACCAGAAAAAGAUAACUUAUAUAUAAAUAAAGACCAGCAUGGUUCAUCAUCGGACAGUGAAGAUGAGGCACUGGGUAAAUACCAUGAAGCCUUGUCAAGAACCCAGAGUUCAUGGCCACCAGCAGGCAACAGUAGACAACAGAAAAAUUAUCGUUGGGAAACCAGACAAAAAUAUAGCCCUUUGUCUGCAGAGUAUGAUGGGUAUAGUAGUGAAGCCUCUGUAGAUGAAGCAGACUGUAUUCAAAGAAUGAGACAAACACCUCCUCUUGAUGAAUUGCAGCCUCCACCAUACAUGGAUGAUAGUGGCUCUCCGCAUCUCUCCUGUACACCUUCUGAAGUUGGUGAGAGCAAAUGUGAAUUCUCUCAGUGCAGCAACAGCCCAAGAUGUUCUUAUAAAUGCCCAAGUGAAGGAAGUAACGGGCAUGAAAUAGAAAGUUUCCAUAACAAAGGAUAUGAAGAAGAUGUGCCUAGUGAUAGUACUGCUGUCCUUAGCCCAGAGAAUCUGUCAGUUCAAGGAUCAUCAUCACAGCUCCCUAAAUCUUUUGAUCCAGAACCAGAAGCUAAAUAUGGUACCUUGGAUGUGACGUUCGACUAUGACUCACAGGAACAGAAGCUUCUGAUAACAGUCACAGCUGUCACAGACAUUCCAAAUUAUAGCAAGACAAGUGGAAGUCUGUGGCAAGUACACCUAGUUCUCCUUCCUAUCAAGAAACAGAGGGCAAAAACCAGCAUCCAGCGUGGUCCUUGCCCUGUCUUUACCGAGACAUUUAAAUUUAAUCAUAUUGAGUCUGAGAUGAUUGGGAAUUAUGCAAUACGCUUUAGACUAUACAGUAUACGUCGUGUAAAAAGAGAAAGAAUUUUAGGAGAAAAGAUAUUUUACUUAACCAAAUUAAAUCUUCAAGGAAAGAUGUCAGUACCGGUGACUCUAGAACCAGCAUACAACAUUUCUGGCUGUGAGUCCCAAAUGAGUAUGUCAGAGGCUUCCUGCAGUGAAAGUAUUUCCUCUUGUCAAUCUUUGGCACAUGGCUCAGCUCCCGAAAUUCUCAUCGGAUUGCUUUAUAAUGCCACAACUGGAAGACUAGCAGCAGAAGUGAUAAAAGGCAGUCACUUCAAAAACUUGGCAGCAAACAGACCACCCAAUACAUUUGUUAAGCUGACAUUGCUGAAUUCCAUGGGUCAAGAGAUGUCCAAAUGCAAGACAUCCAUCCGAAGAGGACAGCCAAAUCCAGUCUACAAGGAGACCUUUAUUUUUCAAGUGGCACUCUUUCAGCUUUCCGAUGUUACACUUAUAUUAUCUGUGUAUAACAAACGCAGCAUGAAGCGAAAGGAAAUGAUAGGCUGGAUUUCUUUAGGUUUGAACAGUUCUGGUGAAGAGGAGCUGAACCACUGGACUGAAAUGAAAGAAUCAAAAGGACAACAAAUAUGUAGGUGGCACUCUUUAUUAGAAUCUUAAUGUAGAAUUGAAGCUCCACUGAAUGUCAACAUACAAUGAGAUUGUUAUUUUCGUACAGCUAAGAGACUCUUACAGAAAUUACAAAUUUUUGUAUUUCAAAUUAACAUUCCUCUUUAAAAAAAUGCACAAAAUGCUGUGAAGAAGUAUAAACAUUCACAUUUUCAUUUAAUAUUACUGAUAUUUUUUUUAAGCAUCAGAUACAGAAGACAGCAACCACAAGUCUUUAUCAUGAAACAUUUAGGAUUCUCUCACCUAUUCUUAUUUUAGUUAACAUGUAACUUUUAUGUAAAUCCUUUAUUUGUAUGAAAUUCUCUGACUGUUCCCCCCCCCCCCGUUCCUUUUAGUAGUGUUAAGCUUCAUGUUAUAGAUGAUCUAUCAAGAAGCAGAUCUAGAGGGGGAAAGAAGAAUGGUUAAAUGGCAGAAGAAAGCUCAAGGAUAGGAGAGAAAUAUUGUAGGUUUGCAAUAGUAGAAGUGUUAUUUUUUUCAAUUCUUAGUGAUUUAAUAUUUCUGACAGUUUGAAGAGUUGCUAUGCAAGGGAAGCUAGACGCUGACUACUUAUGAGAUUCUCUCUGGUGUCUGUUUUAAACAUGAUUUUUCCCCCAGAGAGCUGAAACUGUUUUGAAAGAGAAUUACCAUUUAUGGUGUAAAGACGCAUAACUUUCAUUCUUGAUAAAUAGGCUUUUGUAUUAUUUCAAAAGCUGUAAAACGUGUUUGACCAGACUGUAAAUCUCACCUCUUAAAAAUUACUGGGAUGGUGUCUUCAGUUUUAACAUAUCUACGAUGCAGGAUUAUUCAUUGUGUGCCUUCUUUGGAUCUUAAUGAAAUAGGACCCAGUGUAAGCACUGAGCACUUUUCAAUUUUCUGAUUCCUCAUUUGCCAGCUUGAAAGCACAGGAUCCAAAGAUUUGCACAAGGGAGCUUUGGAUAUGUGAUUUUGAAAAGCAGAAUUCUUUUCUUUGAAACUGUGCUUCCACAUAGAUGUUUCUAAUGGUACUAAUCAAAAGAUAUUGUAUGACUGUUCCAUCUUUCCUUAAUAAAAUUUCUAUGCUCAGAAAAAAAAAGAAAGAGAAACUGAGGAAAAAAGCGUGGAGGUUUACAAGUAGAAGACAAUAAUAUCUAAUUUCUCCAUAAAAUUCCAUGAAUGCAGUAGGGCAAAGCAGUGUGAUGUAGUGGGAGGUCUGCUCUUCAAAGGAAAAAGGUAAAACAAUUCACUGGGCAGCCAGAAGUUCCUGGACAUAAGUAAAGUAGUCCCUUUACCCAUUUAUAAGAGGCUUAAAGAAGCUGAUGACAACUUGCAGGGAGUUUCUUCUCAUGGAUUUCUUAGUGAGAGAUGCUUUAGUUUAAGUAAGAAAAAAGGAAAGAUUUCACUGAUAGAUGCUUUUUAAUUAAGGUAUUUGGUCUUUAUAUGAAUUAUGACUAUUGGCAGUUCAGAAUCUGAGAAACACACAAAUAUUUUUUAAAACAGAAAGUUUUAGAAAUUACCGUAGGUAAUUUUAGAUAAUGAAUUAAUCCCAGAAGUUAAUUCGCUUUCUUUCUCACACACACACAUGCACACAAGCUUGAAAAAGACAGUUUUGUGAAUUACAACAGUUGAUAUAUCCAAGGAAGUAUUAUGAGCUUGUUUAUUCAAGAAUUCUUGCAAUAAAUGAUUUCACUUCUUUCUUUUCAACAAUUGCAAGAUUUCAGUUAUGUUGAAGGUUAAGAUACUGCUUGCCAUGAAUAUAGUAUUGAGAUCAUGAUAGAAGAAAGUAUAACUUAAACACCCACGAUGUCUAUGGAGUCUAUAUUGGUUCUAAACAUAGCCAGAACUGAUGAAUUCUAUUCAAGUGCUAGCUUUGGCUCUAGAGAAGCUGAAAAAAAGAAGGAUCAAUGCAUUUCGUUUUAUACUUAAAGUAGACUGAUUAAGUACAUGUUUAAUACUCCUACCCACAAUAAUAUUGAAUGCUGCUAUGUUUGAGAUCAAAGACGUUGCAGACUUGCAUGAAUGGAUUCAAGUCCAUCACGUGAAGGUUGUGUAACGUUCCCAGUUUCAAAAUUUUUAACAACCUCCUUAAAAUUUCUCAGCCGUAGUCUUAAAAUUGUUAUUCAGUGCCUUUCAUGUUUCACCACUUAAAUUUGUAACUAUAAUGUGAUGCUGAAUUGAUUGAUUUUAAAAGUUUAUCAAAUGAUUUUUCCUGUGUUGCAUGAAAUGUAUAGCACAAGAAAUGUAACUUUGUUAAUAAAUACUGUUCAGGAUCUUUUGCAAACUUAAAUAUAAAUAAUGUUACAAUUUAUUGUAUUAUUUCCAGUUCUAAAUCUUGUUAAUUUGCCUUCAUACAAGCCUUGUUUCGUAUUUUGAAAAUCCUUACUAGGUUGCAUUUCAGUUAAAAUUUAAGCAUUUGGAUUUUAUUUAUGGAUUUUAGCUUCAAUUCCAAACUUGCUUACCAUAAAAUAUUUACUUCUGAAAUGCAUGUUUAGAAUUAUGACUUGCAACAUCACAGUGCCUUGAAGAAUGGAUAAAGUAUUUUUACAGAAGAAUGAAAUGAUGAAAAACUGUGAUUAUGAUCCAGGAAAUUCCUGAUUCUGAAAGUUUCUUAGUCUGAAUUGUUCCUCUAUAUUUUUAUUUUUAAAAUAUAGUCUAUCAUAGACACAACUAUUGAACUGUUUUGUUGGAAAGCAAGAUAGAUGUGGAGCAAUUAAAAAUAUAUAUUUGUUUUUCUGCCACUGUCAUGUCAAUACUUUUGUCUUAAUUUUGAAAUGGUAUACACCUUGCUUGGAAAUUACAAUGUAUACAUAAAUAAUGUUUGAUGGUCUUGUAAACAUAAUAAACCUUUGAUUUGGCAUAAAACAUUG